This is a messenger RNA of Scophthalmus maximus (turbot), 1691 nucleotides long. It is a transcript of the gene tmem268, whose product is annotated as transmembrane protein 268. Lineage: Eukaryota; Metazoa; Chordata; Actinopteri; Pleuronectiformes; Scophthalmidae. The transcript is spliced from 9 exons. Bases 207 to 1292 code for a protein of 361 amino acids. The record is from RefSeq and is a predicted model, not a curated record.
AGAGAGAGAGAGAGAGGAGAGAAGAAGGAGAGGAAAGUCACAUACGCCACAGUCUGUGAACGCUGCAGCAGCAGACGUAGAUGCUCCGGGGACAACAACUGUUCGUGUGGACACGUUCCCUGGAAACACGCGUGUAACACUGGGAACCGAGGAGGGAAGAGGAUCAUCACCACAACGUUUGUUGACAUGAUGGUUGCUCAUUUGAAAUGCAGGAUUCGGUGACCUCUGAGAUGACGGAGGAGGUGGAGGAGGCGGAGGUGGACGUCCAGGUCACAGGCACCAAAACUCAGCCACAAGCCGCCGCCAACAAACCCAACUGGUCGAACGGCCAGUGUGUCCUGUCGACGUCCAGCCGUUCAUUGCUAAACCCCAGUUUUGACUUGUCGCUGUGCCGCGCCGGUCUGGAGGCCAACGGCUUCCAGAUUCCGGUCGGGGACAUGGAGGCUCCGCUGAGAGCAGCUCUGGACGUUCCCUCCGUCAGGAGAUACAUGGUUUUUAACUCGGCUUUCUUUCAUUUCGUGAUGGCUCCGGUGCUGUACAUGGUGGUGUGGUGUGUGGUGUUCUCCACCCUCCACCUCUACAUCACCGUCAGUGACUACUGGGUCCUCUGCCUCUGUGUCAGCCUGGUCUCCAUCUUCCUCACCACUGCCAUCAUCUUCGUCCUCCACCAGAGCAACAAGGAGAUCAACAUGAAUCUCGACGUGCGGUUAAUCCAGGUGAACGAGAGGAUGGUGAAACACAAGCUGCUGGUGGCCGUGGCCGACUGGGUCCAGAACUGCACCGGAAACAUGCAGUUGUACUUUGUAUAUUGGGACAUGGCGCACUGUCUGAGAGCACUGACCGAAACUCUAGAGGAGCGCAGCUUCGUGGCGAAUGACAUUCAGAAAAAACUGGCGAGGAAGAUAUCCCACCUCCUCCUCGUGACCGAGGUCACGGCCGACGACCCCGAGGUCACGGCAGACGACCCCGAGGUCGGCGGCUCCGGCGGCGAGCGGGACGCCGAAGAGCAGAGGCCUCUGCUCACGCACGAGGACACCGCCUGCAGCGCCCCAUCCAGCCAGCGGGAGGGCGCCAAAGUCACCGAAACCUACAGCCUUAUCCCCGACACGUCGUUACCUGCUCAGGCCAAAGCCUACCAGCUUCUGAUGACGUACAGCGCCGUCUACGUGAGGCUGCUGGUGUGUGAGAGGUUUUCGGGCCCGUCGCACCACCGCCUACGCUCCCGGAGGACCCACUGCACCGUGGCCCCGCUCUGCCUCUGCCAGUACAUCAAGAAGAAGAUCCUUCAAUAACGACAAGUGUGUGACCAGUGGCAGACCAGAAGCCCGGAGCUUUGGACGAGACAGAGCUGACGUUUUCCCCCCGGAGAAGGAUUGAAGACAUCUUUGACGGGGGUUACGGACGCGCUUGGAGCUUCACACUCAUAAAUUUCUCCGCUUAGAGUUCGAUUCUCCGGCCUGUGGGCGGCUGGGCCUCUGCCGCUCUCUUCACGCCGGCUGCUGUGCUUGGCACCACCUGGAUAUUUGUCCGUGUGCACGCCUGCCAAACGCUGUCACACAGCACUGAGAACACAUGCGGGGUCAAUCCAGCUGCUGUAAAGCAAUAUUUGUACUCUUGUAUACACGACAAUCGAGGCACUUUACUGUACUUUAUUCAACUUUCAGGAACAAUAAAGAGAUUCUUGAAUUCUA